Molecule: messenger RNA, 4106 nt
Organism: Lucilia sericata (common green bottle fly)
Lineage: Eukaryota; Metazoa; Arthropoda; Insecta; Diptera; Calliphoridae
Gene: Hsf
Product: heat shock factor protein
Exons: 10
Coding region: 285-2654 (789 amino acids)
Biological process (GO): regulation of DNA-templated transcription
Molecular function (GO): sequence-specific DNA binding; DNA-binding transcription factor activity
Source: RefSeq, a predicted model, not a curated record
AAAAUAUCAACCGUAUUAAUUUGUUGAAAGUACGUGUGUAAAGAAAACGAAUUUGUGAAAAUUUUAACUACGCUGUUAAAAAAAUUAAUUUUCUUAAUUCAAGGCUAAUAAAAUUAAUAAUUUUUAAUAUAACCUCUUUAUAAAGUGUAUUGAAAGUGUUUUAUAUCAAGUUAUACUGAAAAUUCUGUUAGUUAUUGAAGAUAAACAAAUACCAAGUGAAUAGAUAACAAAACUCUUUCAAAAUAGAGCAAAAUCUAAAAAAUAACUGUCUAAAGGGAAAAGGAAUGCAUACAUUCAGUGAGACGGGCGCCGGUGUGCCGGCAUUUUUGGCCAAGCUUUGGCGUUUAGUUGAAGAUCCCGAAACUAAUAAUCUCAUUUGUUGGAGUAAGGAUGGACGCAGUUUUAUUAUCCAAAAUCAGGCCCAAUUUGCUCGAGAAUUGUUGCCUCUCAACUAUAAACACAAUAAUAUGGCCUCCUUUAUAAGGCAAUUAAAUAUGUAUGGAUUUCAUAAAAUAACUUCCAUUGAUAAUGGUGGUUUAAAAUUUGAUCGAGAUGAAAUGGAAUUUACUCAUCCCUGUUUCAAACGAAAUUGUCCAUAUUUAUUGGAACACAUUAAGCGCAAGAUUGCUUCAACCAAAUCGGUUGAUGAAAAGUCUGCCUUAAAGCCAGAAGCUGUAACAAAAGUUUUGCAAGAUGUCAAGGCCAUGCGCGGACGGCAAGAUUCAUUGGAUUCUCGUUUCUCGGUGAUGAAACAGGAAAAUGAGGCUUUAUGGCGUGAAAUUGCUUCAUUAAGGCAGAAACAUGCCAAACAGCAGCAGAUUGUAAAUAAACUUAUACAAUUCUUAAUAACGAUUGUGCAGCCACAACGUAAUAUGACCAGUGUAAAACGGCACAUGCAGUUAAUGAUAAACGACAUACCGGAUAAGUCGAAACUACGCAAGACUAGUGAGUCGGAAUCGGAUGGUGGACCGGUUAUUCAUGAGUUGGGCGAAGAAUUGCUCGAUGAAGUAGCUGAUGUUGAACCUGAAUUAAUGGUGCCGAAUAGCCCAUUUGCUCGAGUUGCUACUCCGGCAACUCCCUCUACAGAUCCCGACGUAGCCCACUCGCCACAUAAUAUUGAACGGCCCCAUUCAAGUGGUAGUAUGAUCUCUCAAAACUAUGAUUUUUCCAAUCAGAGUGCAGAAGAUACUGGCUAUUUAAGUCCAGCCGCUACAGCUGCAGCUGCUGCUGCGAAUGACGGUCUUGUACAUACAAUCAAUAAUGAUGGCUCGAAAAUAUUUUAUCACAUAACUGAAGUGCCUGAUGCGCAACCUCAAGAAACAAACAUCAGUCCCGUUAGCUACAAUGAGGAUAACGUGCUGACAACACCGAUGGUGCGUGAGGAGAUGGCACGAAACCAAUUGUUAAAACAGAAAAAUCGCCAGAGACGCAUUAAAAAUGAAUACGAAAUGGAAAAUCGCGCUAAAGCGUCUGGCACUUCCGGUUCUAAAGUUCAGCGUCUUGCCAGCCAGUCGCAAGCAUCACCAAAACAUCAGCAACAACAACAACAACAAUUAGCACAGCAGAUUCCUCAACCUAUACAAAUUAAAUCUGAACAAGAUGCUGCUUUAGAUCCCAUGCUUUUCCUGAAUAUCUACCCAGAAAAUCGUGGCCUGACUCCGGACCCAAAUUUAAUUUCACCCAAUUUCAGCGAAGAUUCGCGUCAGUCGAAUUCAAACACCACGGGUAGUUUUUUGAUUAAUACCCCAACGUCAUCUGCAAACACAGCUUCAUCAGCAGAAAACGCCCUAUUGGCAGGCAAUAGUUCUGACUUGUACAACCCAAAUAGUUUCAUUACUAACGAUAUACCCGCUGAUAUAUUUGAAGAUAAUUCCCUAAUAUCUGCUGGGGAAAAUAGUAACAUUGGUGGCAAUGACAAUUUCAAACAGGCUCUACAACAACAGUUUGGUCGUUCUACUGUCAAUAGUGGCAAAUUUUCAACAUAUUUGUCUGGUUCAACAUCUGGAAAUUGUAGCUCACAACCGUCUACAUCAGCUGCCGCAGCUGCUGCAGCCAUUUCAUCCACAAAUAAUAGCAACAACAACAAUAACAACGAGAACAGUUCUGAAAAAUCUGCAGGCACAUCGAAGAAUGAGAAUGGCAGUAACAUGGCUAUAGCUAAAUACAAGAAUAAUCAAGAUGUCAUGCGGUUGAGUACUGCUAAUGAAGUCAGCGGUCAUUUAGACAUUGUGCAGGACGAACUGGAAGGUUUGAAGGAUUUACUGCGAAGUGAUGUUUACUCUUUGGAUCACAAUACUUUGCUUGGUAUGCCUUUAAACGGACUCAACUCUAUACAGAAUUCAAAUCUCAAUACAUUUGAGAACAAUAAUCAUCGUAUAUUUUUGCCGCCAGCUAUGGAAGAGGACAUUCUAAAUAAGCUUUUUAAUGAUUCGGAUAUUUUGGGUCCAUAUGGUUUACAUUUACCCAAUGAUGGCAAUGAUAAAAAGGGAUCAGAAUUGAUGACAUACCAACCCAUGUAUGAUUUAUCUGAUAUAAUAAAUGAUCAAAAUGAUUUAGAGGCUGAUGUCAAUAUGUCGCCGUCUUCUGCAUUACAAACACAACAACAACCUAAACAGGAAUAUGGUUCGGUACUGAAUACACCCUAUCAUGAAUAAAAACCCUUGUAAUAAACAGUUAGUUAUCAAUGCCAGUCACUAUAAAAAUAACAAUAUUAUAAUCAGUGUAUAACAAAGCAUACAAAUUACUAAUAAGACGACGGAAAAUAUUCUGGAUUCACACAAUAGAAGAAAAAAUCUAAUGUUAAAUUUUUUUAUUAAUACAUUUUAAUUAACAUUAUUCAGACGAUGUUUAAUACUUAGGUUUAGAUAACUAAAUAGGCUAAACACAUAUUUACAGUUAUUUGUUCGUUAAAAAUAUUUACGAAUUUAACUGUAACUUUUUAUACAUAAUUUAAUAAUAUAAAUAGAUUAUAAGUUGGUGGAAAUUAUAUGUUGAGAUGUACGUUACAUGUUUUUGUUGUUUAUAUGUUUAUAAUUUAGGAUUUAUUUUUUAAUUUUUAUGGAUAAUACAUUUUUCGAAAUAUGUAUGUAUACUAAAGACGGAUUUUACAAUUCACUUUAAGGUAAAAGACUUGACUUUAAAUUGUUGUCAUCUAAAGUGAAUUGUGGAAACCCGUCUUGAAGUAUAGGUAUAUUAAUAUGUUUUUUUUUUUUUUUUUUGAAAGAAUGUAUUUUUAUUUAACACUUUGAAGAAAAACAACCAGUGAAGUAAUAAGACUGUUUUAAAUAUGAAACAAAACAUUAUUAAGAAUGUAGAAGGUAGUAAUAUUAUUAUAAUAUGUAUCCAUGCAGGUACAUACCAAUAGGUAUUACAUUUAUUCGGUAUAUUAUACAUAUAACUAAAAUAAUACUUUCUGAAAUAUAAUUGCAAAAUAUGAUUGGAAACUAAUAACAACCAAUUGGCUUCACAUUAUAAGAAAUGUUAUUAUAAAUGAAUCUAAUGUUUUGAAAUGAAAAUAUAUGUAUAUUUUUUUAAACACAAUUAAUUGAAAUGUUAGAAUUGAUGACCAAUAUUUCAAAUGAACAAUUAUCAAUGCAACAUUAAUUUAUUAUUGAAUUUUAUUAAUUUUAUGUUAUAAUUGAUAGAGGCGUCAUAAUUUCAGCCAGCUGCCUGUAUUAAUGACGAAAAAAAAAAUAUUUAAAAAAAACUUGUUUAACAAAUUGAAAUAAUUUAUACAAUUGUUUUAAGCAAGAAAUUGAGAAUUUAUCUUCAAAAGUAAAAAUUUUGGCCGCCUUAUGUUGUAACAAUUGAAUAAUAUUUUUUGCUAUAUUAAAUAUGUAUGUAUGUAUUCAUAUGUAUUUUACAAAAAUAAUAAAACAACAGAAAUUUUCGUUUAGUUAUGGAAUUUAUGAACCGUUAUAAAUUUCAAUACUUGUGUAUAUUUUGUAUUUUAUUUUUUGUUAACUGUAGUUUUUCUCUUAUUUUACGUAAACAACGCUAUUAUUUUUAUUUAACUAAAAAUACAUUUAUUUGAAUAUUUGCAAAUGAUAGAAUCAGACGCUUUUUUAUUUAACUCUCAUGUUUAAAUAAAUACUUUAAAAAAGUAA